CUCUGCUUCUCCCCGACUCUCUCUCGUUCCAUCCUCCCCAGCAUCCUCUCUGACACCCUCUCAAUAGCCACACCACUCCACGCCUCAAUCUUCUCCACCACUCUCCACUUCGCGUCUCCCUGCAUCUCAUUGAAGUUAUUCCUCGAUCAGCCUCUCUCUGAUCCCAACCUCUCUCCACUUCCACCGCCCCCCCCCCACCACCACCUUCCAAUAUCUCCGCAUCUCCCACCUCUCGCCUCCACCUCUCAUGGAUCCAUCAUCCUCGGAGUCGGAUUAUGGGGGUGCCGUCACCCCCACCGACUUCCAAAAUCUCAACGACACCGCCACCACCACGACCACCGCCGCUGCGGAGUGCGACUACAGCGAGUGGAACGUCACGCCGACGCUCAUCCCCAUCGUCUACUCGCUGGUGUUCGUGUGUGGCCUCGUGGGCAACGGCCUGGUGGUGUGGACCAUCGCGCGGCUCAAGACGCGCAAGCGCAACACGGAUCUCUACAUCGCCAGCCUCGCCUCCGCCGACCUCGUCUUCGUCCUCACGCUGCCCCUCUGGGCCGCCUACACGGCACUGGGCUACCACUGGCCCUUCGGGGGCUUCCUCUGCACCCUCAGCAGCUGCGUGGUCAUGCUCAACAUGUACGCGAGCAUCUUCUGCCUCACUUGUCUCAGCCUGGACCGCUACGAGGCCGUCGUCUGCUCGCGGCCCGCCGGGAGCCCGCGCGGCAGGAGGACCGCGCUGCGACGCUGCGCGGUCAUCUGGCUGAGCGCCCUCGUCGCUUCGCUGCCCUCGAUCGUCUUCAGCGGGGUGUCCACCGUGGAACACCCCAACAGCGGCGAUGUCAGCCGCAACGAAACGGACUACAGCUACAACAGCGACGGGCAGGAGAUGGACGAGUCCUACAGGACGAUGGCGAUGGCCGACGCCGCGAUGAUGACGAUGGCGAUGACGACGACGACGAUGACGACGACGACGCUCCAGUGCAGCGCAAGCUUCGCGUCCGUGGCGUCGCCGGACACCGAGCACCUGUGGGCGGCGGGCCUCAGCCUCACCUCCACGGGCCUGGGCUUCGUGCUGCCCGGCUGCGCGCUGCUCUUCUUCUACGCGCGCAUCAUGGCCAAGAUCCAGAGUCACUUCACGCACGUGCGCAGGGAGAGCAGGAAGCGCCGCCGUCUGCUCCGAGUCAUCGCCACGCUGGUGGUCACCUUCCUUGCCUGCUGGCUGCCCUACCACCUCCUCAAGACGCUGGACGCCCUCGUGUGGCUCGACUUGCUGCCCAUGAGAUGCGGCCUCGAGCGCGCGAUCUUCGUGGGGCUGCCCUUCGCGCUGUGCUGGGGCUUCGUCAACAGCUGCCUCAACCCCGUCCUCUACGCCUACUUCGACGUCGACUUCAGGGCGCGCUGCGCGAGCGCCCUGGGCUUCGCGUGCCCCCCGCGGACGGGGGGCGAGCCCCCCGCGAUGGGGCGCCCGGGGUGCCGAGGACACGAGGAGCCGCCGUCGGGAUCGUCCGGGGAGCGCAGCCGCUCGGGGACCGGCUCGGUCUCCACGAGCAUCUAGGAACGCGUGGCGGAGGUGUCCACCGUCGACGCCGCCGCCGCCGUCGUCGUGACGCGCGAGGCGUUGCGUCCGUCAAGUCGUCGAUGGAGAGACGGGGGGCGGUAGCGCGGAGCGGCUCUGGAGCGAGGAGACCCGAGGGUUCUUCACGGGCAGCCUGGAGACGAUCGGCUCCGGGGGGAGGGGCGGGGCCAGGCCAGCGCAGGCGUGCCAAGUGGGCCAGGGCGCCCUCGUGUAAGACUUUCCCGUUCGCACAUCCGAGCCGAGCCAGCACGGGUGGUUUUCCACUGGCUAUUUGUCGAGCCGAGCCAGAGGCAAACCGUGAAACGUUGGCAUC
This is a messenger RNA of Petromyzon marinus (sea lamprey), 1886 nucleotides long. RefSeq names its product apelin receptor A-like. NCBI's taxonomy places the organism in Eukaryota, Metazoa, Chordata, Hyperoartia, Petromyzontiformes, Petromyzontidae. Gene Ontology annotation, molecular function: C-C chemokine receptor activity; C-C chemokine binding. The record is from RefSeq and is a predicted model, not a curated record. Gene Ontology annotation, biological process: immune response; positive regulation of cytosolic calcium ion concentration; neutrophil chemotaxis. Gene Ontology annotation, cellular component: external side of plasma membrane; membrane.